AUGAGGGUUGCUGUCUCGGAACCACUGUCAUUGCCUCCGUUGCCGUUCUGGCCCCCCCUCGCGAGUGCUGUCGGCAACGCUGUUGUCGAGAAUCACUGCGACUCCCCUGUUUACCUGUGGUCCGUUGGCAGCUCUGUCGGUGAACGCCAGACCAUCGACCCGGGCGCGAACUACUCCGAGGAGCUGCGCCACGACGACGUCUCCGGCGGCAUUGCCCUGAAGAUCACGACCACCGAGAACGGUCUGUACGACGGCAGCCCCCAGACUGACUUUGCCUACGCCCUGUCCGGCACGGAGGUCUUCUAUGAUUUGUCUGAUGUCUUCGGUGACCCCUUCAGUGGCAAGACCCUGGUGGUCAACCCGUCCGUGGACACCUGCAACAACAUCUGCUGGAGCGGGGGCAUUGCUGCGACGGCUGCGAGCCAGACCGAGUCGUGCACCUCGGACUCGGACGUCACGCUGACCCUAUGCGCCGACUCAUGCUAG
Messenger RNA from Penicillium macrosclerotiorum, 486 nucleotides. RefSeq names its product putative BYS1 domain protein. The coding region runs from base 1 to 486 and encodes 161 amino acids. Lineage: Eukaryota; Fungi; Ascomycota; Eurotiomycetes; Eurotiales; Aspergillaceae. The transcript has 2 exons. The record is from RefSeq and is a predicted model, not a curated record.